GCUAGCUUGAUGCAGGCUCCCCGCUGUCCGAGCUGUCAGCCACGUCACCUCCUCUGGAACAACUUUCCCCCCAGACCUUUGCAGACUCACUUUAUCAGUGGAUUCAGCUGACAUUGUUAUCUGUUUAUCUUUCAAGAUAAAGAGCCAACAAGCUACCGAGCAGACCUUGACUUCACUGUGUAGCUGUUAGCUUAGCUUUUUUCCUUUUUAUCCACUGGACUCGCGGUUCUGAUUUUUGUGGCUUCACAUCUCCGCAGGACGUGUUUAGGCCUUCAAAGAGUUGCAUUAAAGUUUUUUUUUUUUUAUCGAAACGGAUAGCAAACAUGAAUAUCUUUCGUUUGGCCGGUGACGUGUCACAUCUGUCGGCUAUAAUUAUCCUGCUGCUGAAGAUAUGGAGGUCCAAAUCCUGUGCUGGAAUCUCGGGGAAGUCCCAGGUGCUGUUUGCCCUUGUCUUCACCACCAGGUACCUGGACCUGUUCACUGUCUUCAUCUCUCCUUACAACACCGUCAUGAAGGUGGUGUUCCUCGCUCUGUCCUAUGCCACUGUGUACCUGAUCUACAUGCGCCUGAGGAGCACGUACGGCUCUGACAACGACACGUUCCGCAUUGAGUUCCUGCUCGUGCCGGUCAUCGGACUUUCCUUCCUGGAAAACUACGCUUUCACCCCAAUGGAGAUCCUGUGGACCUUCUCCAUCUUCCUGGAGUCGGUGGCCAUAAUGCCGCAGCUCUUCAUGAUCACCAAGACGGGCGAGGCGGAGUCCAUCACCACCCACUACCUGUUCUUCCUGGGCCUCUACCGGGCCCUCUACAUCGCCAACUGGGUGUGGCGCUACCACACGGAGGGCUUCUUCGACCAGAUCGCCGUGGUGUCCGGCGUCGUGCAGACCAUCUUCUACUGCGACUUCUUCUACCUUUACGUCACUAGGGUGCUUCGAGGAAGAGGAAAGAUGAGCCUGCCGAUGCCAAUUUAAAAACCAAAACAAACAAAAAGACGUCUGUGCCGCUCAGCCGACUCUCUGUGCCUGCUGCAGCUCAGCAUCCCACACACCUUGCCCUUCAACUGUACAUGUAUUUAGCAAAAGGACUAUUGUGUGCACCUCUAGAGUUUGAUAUCCUGUGUGAUUGGUACUUUGUGUGUGUGUGUGUGAGUCUGUGUGUUGUUGUGAGAAGUUUGUGAUUUUUUUCUUCUUGAGAUGCUGAAAAAUGUGUCACUGAUUUGAACAUGGAUCUUAAAGUGAGUAACGCUAUGGAAACUGUAUAUUUGUCUUUCCCUACUGUAUAAAGCUCAGAGAGACACUUUGUUAUAAUGUUUUAAACCAGAAAAUGGUGUCAUGGAUUUUCAUACAACCACAUUUUUACUGUUUCUUAAUUCAAGUUCAUCUUAUUUAUACAUCCCAAUAUUGAAAUCACGAAUUUGCCGUUAGGGGCUUUCCAAAGUGUACAUCUUCCACAAAGUGUCUUCCUUAGAGCUUACUGUAUUAUAUGCAAACCCCUUCUUUCUUUAUUCCUGUGUUUGUUUCCCUUUUGUAUUUCCUCUUAAAGGUCGUCUUUUGUAUUUCAAUGUGAUUCUUCAUGGGAGGAAAAAGGGCUAAAUGUUUCAUUUUGUCUUAAAUGAAGCCAAAGAUGGGACAGAUAAAUGCUGCAAUUGUUUAGUCCAGAACAUGUUUGUGUUUGUUUCUUUGAUGGGACUUAGAAAGUACUUUGUGUCAGGGAUAAAGAUAAGGGGGGGAAAUGUCAGCAGAGCGUGUUGAAUAUCUGUAAAAGAUUUACCUGUUUUUGAUAAAUGUUUUAGUCACAGUAAAUUGAUAUUAUCUUUAUUAUG
Messenger RNA from Trematomus bernacchii (emerald rockcod), 1822 nucleotides. It is a transcript of the gene kdelr3, whose product is annotated as KDEL endoplasmic reticulum protein retention receptor 3. The transcript has 5 exons. Gene Ontology annotation, cellular component: endoplasmic reticulum; membrane; cis-Golgi network. Bases 324 to 971 code for a protein of 215 amino acids. Gene Ontology annotation, molecular function: ER lumen protein retrieval receptor activity. The record is from RefSeq and is a predicted model, not a curated record. Gene Ontology annotation, biological process: protein retention in ER lumen; endoplasmic reticulum to Golgi vesicle-mediated transport. NCBI's taxonomy places the organism in Eukaryota, Metazoa, Chordata, Actinopteri, Perciformes, Nototheniidae.